Messenger RNA from Cylas formicarius (sweet potato weevil), 1013 nucleotides. RefSeq names its product elongator complex protein 5 (gene Elp5). NCBI's taxonomy places the organism in Eukaryota, Metazoa, Arthropoda, Insecta, Coleoptera, Brentidae. Gene Ontology annotation, molecular function: tRNA binding. Gene Ontology annotation, biological process: tRNA wobble uridine modification. The transcript is spliced from 5 exons. Bases 126 to 980 code for a protein of 284 amino acids. Gene Ontology annotation, cellular component: nucleus; cytosol; elongator holoenzyme complex. The record is from RefSeq and is a predicted model, not a curated record.
UGUGGAUAUUGGGGCGAGUGACCUAACAGCUUUUCAAAUAAGAUAUUUAUCUUAGCCGCGGCAAUAACAUAACCUCAAUGGUCAGCGUGUUUGUUUACCAUUAAUUUGUGAUUUUUCAUUAAAUAAUGCUGAAGUCCUACUUGACGACAGUACCGUUUACGAAAUUUGUUUUAAUAGAUGAUACCCUUAAGAGAAGGAGUACUGAUCUUUACGAAUAUAUAAUAAGACAGCACAUAAACGCAGACGACAGCAAAGUCCAUUAUUUCGUAUUCGAAGGCCGAUUUCAGCGAAUUCGAAAUCAGUAUCUAAACAAACCAAAUACUGUUUUGUAUGAUUUUGUGUCAAACCCAUUAAAGUGGAUUGAAGUUCGGAAGCCUGAGGCGAGUUUCGAGAGCAUUAUAACGCAAUUAGGCGCCCGCGACGUAAUUAUAGUCGAUUCUCUAGCCAAUGUAAUUUUCCAAUAUGGUCUUUCUCAAUCAUAUAAAUAUUUUAAUACAUUAAGAAACAAAGAAGUGCAGCAGAUUAUUACCGUGCUGCAUAAAGAUUUGCUCGAAGAGGAUCACAAUCAAGUGUUUCAAUUUUUUGAGCACUUGAGUACUUUAAGUAUCAGCACAGUGCCCAAAUUUUUUAAUCAAGAAAAAACACUAAGUUAUACUUAUAAAAAGAGUGGUGGGCGAACAAUUCAAGCGAUAGAAAAGUAUAGAUUCGAAGGAGAAUGUCUAGUUACUCAAAAAGUCACUAAACCCGAUCCAGCUGCCAUCACUCAAAACAUUUCAAAGGAUGUAAAUCCGGAAACUCUGUCUACCUUUAGGAUAGGUUUGACGGACGAGGAAAAGGUUUUGCGGGAUAAAGUAGUGCUGCCUUAUUUGCCAAAGUCGGGGGAUGAAGGGGAAUCUAAAAACGAAGGAAAAAUCUACUACGAACUGGACGCCAUGGAUGACUGGGACGAAGAAGACCCGGAUGACGAUUUAGAUAUUUAACGAAAGUUUGAAUCUGUUUAUGUUAUAUUUUUG